AUGCCCAGCCCCCGGAGACGGGCACCGCUGGGGAAGCACGUGCAGCUGGACGGCGAGGCCGGGGAUCCCCGGUGGAUCACCAGCGGGCGGCUGGCAGCGGGCUCUGCCGGCGCUGCUCGUGCGCCGGGGACCAUCGAGGAGGAUCCCCCUGCAGAGCAAACCGCCCACCUUUCCCCAGCGGUGCCUGUCCCCGCGGGACGGGCGGGCAGCGUGCACAGCUUGAUCCAGCAAGCCAGCGAGCUGCAGGCGUUGGCAGCGCAGGCAGGGAGCCCGGGCAGCGUUGCCGACAGCAGCCUGCCCGGGGGGGAGAAGCCAGGGAGGCCCUGGGUCCAUGCCACGACCCAGGGACCUCGCAGCUUCCAAGGCGCCCAACUGGUGCAGGUGGCCCCGAAGGCAAUGAGCCGCCCCGGGGACAGCGAGCUGGGGCGGCAGUUCCGGGACUGGUGCCUGCGCACCUACGGGGACUCGGCCAAAACCAAGACGGUGACCCGGAGCAAGUACCAGCGCAUCGCCGAGGUGCUGCAGGGGGGAUCCGGCUCCGGCGGCGGCUCCGGCGGGGGGGAGAAAGGCAAGUUCCAGUUCUGGGUCCGGUCCAAGGGCUUCCGCCUGGGAAACGGCACCAGGGAGGCGACGAAGAUGGGUCAAGUGGUGGUAUAUGUGCCGGUGAAAACGGGAACGGGGGCAGAUGGACUGUCGGAGCCUGAGGGCAUCUCUCUGAAACGUGUGGCUGUGGUGGAAGAUUUCUUUGACAUCAUAUACUCGAUGCAUGUGGAGAGCUCAUCGGAGCCGGGCAAAGCACCCAAACAUGCCGGGCAGAAGAAAACCUACCGAGCGAUUGCAGAGACCUAUGCUUUUCUCCCGAGAGAAGCUGUGACCAGGUUCCUGAUGAGUUGCACCGAGUGCCAGAAGAGGAUGCAUUUCAACUCCAACGGACUGGAGCCCAAAGAGAGCGAGCCACCUUCCUCUUUGGUUUCUGGGAUCAUUGACUACAACAUGCCCCUCACCUCUACUUACCUGAAGCAAAUGAAGCUGCGGGUGAUGAAUUCGCAGGAACAGGAUGAGACAUCGGUGAGCAGUGAGGACUUUGAUAUGAACGACUCCACAUGGAUCUCAGCUGACCAGCACCUGAACUCCAGCCUGAGCCCCAGCCAGGACGAGAGCAUGCGCAGCCCGCAGAACCUGCACGGCCAGGAGGACGAUGACUCCUCGUCAGAGAGCUGCAGCGGGAAUGGCUCCUCCACCCUGAACCCCUCCACCUCCAGCAGCACGCAGGGCGACAGCGCCUUCCCCGAAAUGAACGGGAAUGGCACCGCGGCCCCCAUGGACUUCACCGCCUCCGCUGACGACCAGCCCAUCAACCUCUGCGACAAGCUCGCGCCUGCCCAUGUCACCCCUUCCUACCAGUCGGACAGCUGCAGCGCCGAUGGGCUGCGCAGCAGGGUCAAGUACGCGGUGAAGACCACGGCAGAGUCCCCUCCGUACAGCUCCGGCAGCUACGACUCCAUCAAGACAGAGGUCAGCGGCUGCCCCGAGGACCUGACCGUCGGCAGGGCCCCCACGGCCGAUGAAGAUGAUGAUGACCAUGAUGACCACGAAGACAACGAUAAGAUAAAUGACUCGGAGGGGAUGGACCCGGAGAGGCUAAAGGCCUUCAACAUGUUUGUGCGCCUUUUUGUGGACGAGAACCUGGACCGGAUGGUUCCCAUCUCCAAGCAGCCCAAGGAGAAGAUCCAGGCCAUCAUCGAGUCCUGCAGCCGGCAGUUCCCUGAGUUCCAGGAGCGGGCGCGCAAGCGCAUCCGCACCUACCUCAAGUCCUGCCGCCGUAUGAAAAAGAAUGGGAUGGAGAUGACCAGGCCCACGCCGCCGCACCUGACCUCGGCCAUGGCGGAGAACAUCCUGGCUGCUGCCUGCGAGAGCGAAACGCGGAAAGCAGCCAAGAGGAUGCGGCUGGAGAUCUACCAGACCUCCCAGGACGAACCGAUCGCUCUAGACAAGCAGCACUCCAGAGACUCCACAGCCAUCACCCACUCCUCCUAUUCACUGCCAGCUUCAUCUUACUCCCAAGACCCGGUCUACAUCAAUGGAAGCCUGAACUACAGCUACCGUGGCUACGGGUCCCUGGGGGGCAGCCUGCAGCCACCCGCCUCCCUCCAGACGGGCAACCACAGUAACGGUCCGACCGAUCUCAGCAUGAAAGGUGGGGCCUCCAGCACGGCCCCCUCCAACAGCACCAGCAGGGGAAUGCAGGCUGCCCAGCCCCGCCCCACGGAGAUCAGCGCAGUGCGCCGAGAGUCGGCGGCGUUUCUGCUUCGAUCUGCAGACGAACUGGAAAACCUCAUUUUACAGCAGAACUGACUCCCUGCGUCUGCACCGCUCCUCUGUCGAGAAGACAAUUUAUACCUGCUAGAAAGAGGCUCCCAGCAGUGUCCUGCUCAGGACCACCAUCGUCCUCCCAUGAAGCGGCGGGUACAUGUAGUUUUAGAAGGUGGAAUCCAAAAGACCUGUUUUCUUUUACACUCCAAGCACCUGGGACUUGAGGCACAAGGACACGUUUUCGAACCGUACC
Messenger RNA from Nipponia nippon (crested ibis), 2566 nucleotides. RefSeq names its product nucleolar protein 4 like (gene NOL4L). The record is from RefSeq and is a predicted model, not a curated record. NCBI's taxonomy places the organism in Eukaryota, Metazoa, Chordata, Aves, Pelecaniformes, Threskiornithidae.